UGUUUGCAGCGGCUCAGUGCAUCUCUGUAACACAUGCUGCUUAUACUUCGAAAAUUAGCUUCCUCUUACAUAGGUUUAUCUCCAAAAUGUGUAAAAGAAGUUAUGAAUUAUGUUCAUUAUUUAGGCUAUUUGUUUAUUUAUUUACUUAAGCUCUCCUUAAAUUGACAGCUGCAGUCAACACGCUUCAAAACGAGCAACUUUUACUUUGAAAGCGAGCUGUCUGUUUCUGGUGCUCAACUUACUGUUUCAAUUUUAAGUGUACAAGUUGGAUAACGGAACAAGCGGACGCUCUGGCGUGCUGAAUUGCGUUCCACGUCUUAGGACAAUGAACAUAGGAAAUACCCCCCAAAAUUUGAUUUUUCAUUAUACAACGUGAACAACUGCAAAUGCACGGAUCACAGGGGUCAUAGAUUGGAUGUUUUAUAAACAUCCAUGAGUCUAUGUACAGGGGUGUGCAACAUGGUAUGCACCUGGUUAAAACACUGGUAGAGUUAGGUGAAUCAGAAUGGCCCAGGGUAUACCAGAUGAGGCGUUGAUGAAUACUGCACUAAUAAAACACUUAGCAGAUGUGGCAAAAGAUGCAGCGCUUCUGCAGGGUGUCCUAAUGAGGAUCCCAGAGAAGCCUAACUCAUCAGAGCUGGUGACCUACGCUCCAUUUACACUCUUCCCCACGCCUGUGCCGAAAGCUGUGUUCCUCCAGGCUCUAGCAUUGCAAACUCACUACAACACACUGGUGGACAAGAUCAGCCAGGAUCCAGACUUUCUGCAAGAGGCUCUUGCUAGCACCAUUGCCGUUGAUGAUUUCACUGCGAGGUUGUUUAGGAUCCACCAACAGAUCCUGAAAGAAGGAAGGUGUCAGUCUAUUAUGUUGGGUAUCAAUCGGUCCGACUACAUGCUGGACCAGAGAGAGGACGGGUCCUCAUCACUGAAGCAGAUAGAGAUCAACACCUUUGCUGCUAGUUUUGGAGGUCUCUCGUCACACACGCCAGAUGUACACCGACACAUCCUCAAGGUGGCAGGCUGGCAGGAGAAGAGCCAGUGCAUCCCAGACAACAGCCCUGCAGCUGGUCAGGCCAGGGCUGUUGCCAAGGCCUGGGAGCUCUAUGGAUCAAAGAGAGCAGUUGUCAUGUUUUUGGUGGAAGAGAGUCAAAGGAACAUCUUUGAUCAGCGAUUCAUUGAGAAUGAACUAUGGAAGAGGGACAUUCCCACAGUAAGAAAACGGUUUGACGAUGUCUAUAAAAGAGGGUCCCUUGAUCAGGACAAGAGGCUGUUUGUUGAUGGCCAAGAGGUUGCAGUGGUGUACUACAGGAAUGGCUACAUGCCUGAGAACUACAUUUCUGGAGAGACUUGGGAUACUCGUCUUCUGAUGGAGCGCUCUCUGGCUGUGAAAUGUCCAGAUAUCAGCACUCACCUGGCUGGAACCAAGAAGGUCCAACAGGUGCUCGCCAGACCUGGAGUUCUGGAGAAGUUCUUCCCCAACCAACCCGAAGUAGUGGAACAGAUCAGAGCAACGUUCGCUGGUCUCUACUCUCUAGACAUGGGCCCAGAGGGAGACAAAACAGUAGAAAUGGCUUUGGCAGCACCAGACCAGUUUGUCCUGAAGCCUCAGCGAGAGGGAGGAGGUAACAACAUCUAUGGAUCAGAGAUCUGCCAGGUACUGGAGGGAGUGAAGGAGAGUACAGAGAGGACAGCCUAUAUUCUGAUGGAUAAAAUCCAUCCUGCCCCUGCACAGAACUACCUGCUGAGACAAGACGCUCCCCUCGAAAUCACUAACUGUCUCAGUGAACUGGGUGCGUUUGGAGUGUAUGUCAGGCAGGGUAAAGACAUGGUGAUGAAUGAGUGUGUUGGUCAUCUGCUAAGAACCAAGAGUUCAGAACAGGCAGAUGGUGGUGUAGCAGCAGGAGUGGCUGUGCUGGACAAUCCUCUCCUUGUCUGAAAAUCAACACUCCUACCUGCUGGGCUUCAACAAAAAACCAAAUGCACAGAACGACAACAGUGAAAUCAAGAUUUAAUGUUUGAAUCACACUAAGUAACAGUACUGGCUGCUACAGCAUUCAAAUCAAUGAUGAGCAAAUUUGUUUUAUACAAGAAAGGUGGGGUAUAAGUGCUAUCAGUGUAGGCCCACGAAUUGCUCACAACCUCCAUUCUCUGUGGUGAAACUGCUGCUAUUUGAAGUGAUGUAGUAGACUAAUAUCUUUUAAAUUAUUUCUAAUGUAAAACAAAAUUCAGAGGAGCAACUUCUCACUACCAUUGGAAUAACUGGUCCACCUUAAAGGACUAGUGUGUAGGACUUAGUGGCGUCUAGUGCUGAGGUUGUAGAUUGCAACCAACUGAAUACACCUCCCCCUCACCCGCCUCUUCAAAGCAUGUAGGAGAAACUACGGUGGCCGCAAAAAACGCGAAAGGCCCUCUCCAGUGCCAGUGUUUAGUUUGUCCGUUCUGGGCUACUGUAGAAACAUGUCAGGCUCCAUGGAAGAGGACCUACUCUCUAUGUAGAUGUAAAGGGCUCAUUCUAAAGUAACGAAAACACAGUUCUUAUUUUCCGGUGAUAAUACACUAAUUAAAACAUACUUAUGAAUAUUAUAUUCCAUUUCUGCUAAUAGAUCCCCCUAAAUCUUACACACAGGUCCUUUUUAAAGGUCAUUCCACCUUAAGUGAGUCUAACUUCGGGGCUAACCCCUUUCACUUCAGCUGGGUGGCAAGCAACAGCAUCUCUCUUGAAUGUCAGCUUGGCAUUUAUUCACUGACAAAUAGCCUAAACUGUACAAACACUGCACUGUUACAUUUACAGCUAUACUGCUAGCUUCAUGCUCACCGUUACACACACUAUCUCUCUCUCUCUCUCUCUCUCUCUACGGCACACUCACUACACAUACAACACUGGAGCUACACUAUUUGUAUAACACAUUUUAGAUUUUCCAAUGCUUAGGCCUGGCAGGGAGUCAACUUAGGCCCGGCAGGCUGCCAGGCUUGCAAAACACUGACGUAAACCCUGUCAGUGGUUCCAAAAGGGUUAAUGAGGACCAUGUUGUUUUUGACAAUGUGAUGACUCUGUUCAUAAUGGCACAAAAUGGAGUGCUGUUCUCAAAUACAUACUUAAGAGCAAGAUAUACAGUAGCAUUGUCAAAAAAACAUUAACAAAUGUAGUCAGUGAUUAAAAAACUUAAUUUAACAUAAUAAAUGUUCAGUUCAGAGACAUGUUUAAAAAUGUAUUUUCAAUAAAUGCUAGGGUCUCCAUUUACCUCAAUGAAGAGAAGACCAGUUCUCUCUUAGAUGCAAGCUGUGAGGCGUUAUUAUUUCUAAUUUGUCCAUUUUUAAAAGUAUAUCUUGUAAUAUUAUAAUGAAAAGCCUCACUAUUAACAACUUCAGGGGCACAAUCACUUGUCUUUGCUGGAGCGUUUUUAAUUGGGUGCACUCUGUGUGCAGUAGGUGUUGCCUUUGCAUUUGCAGCAUACAAAACAUUAGAAACAUGGCUGUCUUGUGGGACUCCUGUGUUACCACAUUUUAGGUUUUCAUGUCACCACAGCAGUGAGAGCACUCUGUGUCACUGGCAGGCGUUACAGAUACACUGCACAUACAUCAUUCUGCACAGUGAAGCUCAAACAUCCAACUGAAGGAACAAGAAGAAAAACAUAUUUUUGAGUGGGGGGGACCAUAAGUUUCAUUUAGAUUCUCAAGAUUUACUGCAGUGCUUUCACUUUUUUCAUUGGAUUGGUUCUGUGUGUUUAAAAAAAUUAACUCUUUAAACAUCUGGUAUUUGCGGUUCAUCUUUUGUUUUACAAUUUUUAUGACUUGCUGAGUAUUGCUUGAUUUUAUGAUUAAGACAGACAACUAAUGUAAACAGUAUUUUAUACAGAUACUGUGACAUUUUGCUGUGAUUUCUCAACCCUGGAAUACAUUAACAAAAACUGGCUAAAAUGACGCCAAAUACUUUUAGUAAUUAUCGCCAAUAAUUGUAAUUUCCUCUUCAGAUUUAUGAACAUAAUGAAUCAAAUAAUGCAUUUCCUGAACAGUUAAUUGAAUCAGUGCAUAGAAUAUAUCAUUCUUUUCCCUCAACACUAGUGUGGUGAAGCCAGUGUGUCUGAAGAAGAUAUCAUUAGGUUUAACAGUGCAUUGAAAGAAACAGUAGUAAGGGAUCUUACACCCCACUAGGACGUAAUCUAAGGUUAACACUGUGAUUGUAGAAUACAGCAACAAUCUGAAGAUAUGGUGAAGGACAAUGAAGAACCAUGUCACUCCCUACAGAAAAAAAAACUUUGCUCACCAUGCUCAAUCAAAAAUAUUAAAAAUAAAUUUAAAAAAAUGUGUCUGUAAUACUGUAUUUUCUCUCUACUUGUUUAAUUUAAUAUAGCAGAUUAAUUAAAACAUAGACAGAAAUUGUUAUUUAAAGUAAUAGUUUUACAUUUUAGGAUAUGUACUUAUUCAUGCAGAGUUAGAUGAGAGGACUGAUACCACUCUCAUGUCUAUACACUAAAUCAGAUGCUACAACCAGGAGACGAUUAGCUUAAUUUAGCAUAAAGACUGGAAAGGGGGAGAAUUAGUUUUCCUGGCUGUCUAAAAGUAAAAGAAUCUACCUACUAAUACUCUACAGCUUUGUAUAAUCCAUACAAGAAACAAAGGGUAAAAAUGAGAUAUUGGCUUUAGAGGUGCUAGCAUGCAGAUUUAUUUAACCUUUGGACAGUCAGGCUAAUGUUUUCUCCAUGCAUCCAGUCUUUAUGGCAGGCUAAGCUAAGCAUCCUCUGGCUCCAGCGUCACAUUUAGCGUACAUGUAGUUAGCAUUUGCUUAUUGGCAGUACACACAAAGUACAGCUGAGGCUUAUGGGAUUGUCAUUAGUUUUGCAGGUAUAUGGUUGUAAAAUAAAAUAUUGGACAAAUAAAAAUUGAGAUGAAAAGUCAGGGGGUCACCAAAGUUAAUAAAAUUCAUGCGAUGGAGACCACAAAUGUCUGAACAAAGUUUUAUGGCAAUCUAUCCAGUAGUUGAGAUAUUUCAGUCUGGGCCAAAGUGAUGGACUGACUGAAAGACUGGCAUUGCUAUCCAUAUAGUGAAAAACAUGCAUCAAAAGAUGGCUGGACUGAGAAAUACAUGUUCAUUUUGCCUCAGGGAAGUAUGAGACCGUUGUGCUUGAAUUGCAAUCAAACAUAUCUAUCUAUCUAUCUUAAUAAUAUUAUAUAUAUAAUAUUAGUGUAUGUAUAUGUAUGUAUGUAUGUAUGUAUAUUCUCAGAAUUCCGCUUUCAGAGCUACUUAUUAAUUAUUAAGUUAUUACUAAAAUUAAUAAUAAUUGAAUGCAGAGGCAGUCAUGUAAUAUGAUAAGCAGAUAUCUGAAUACACCCUUAUUGUUAUUUUGACUUUAUUACUUACCAGUAUACUACUUUGUAUAUUUCAGUUUUAAUAAAUUGUAUAAUAGUUGUA
This is a messenger RNA of Thunnus maccoyii (southern bluefin tuna), 5410 nucleotides long. It is a transcript of the gene gss, whose product is annotated as glutathione synthetase. Lineage: Eukaryota; Metazoa; Chordata; Actinopteri; Scombriformes; Scombridae. Bases 506 to 1936 code for a protein of 476 amino acids. The transcript is spliced from 13 exons. Gene Ontology annotation, biological process: glutathione biosynthetic process. Gene Ontology annotation, molecular function: glutathione synthase activity; glutathione binding; ATP binding. The record is from RefSeq and is a predicted model, not a curated record. Gene Ontology annotation, cellular component: cytosol.